Messenger RNA from Neoarius graeffei (lesser salmon catfish), 2168 nucleotides. RefSeq names its product mRNA decay activator protein ZFP36L1-like. Gene Ontology annotation, molecular function: metal ion binding; mRNA binding. The transcript is spliced from 2 exons. The record is from RefSeq and is a predicted model, not a curated record. Lineage: Eukaryota; Metazoa; Chordata; Actinopteri; Siluriformes; Ariidae. The coding region runs from base 76 to 1125 and encodes 349 amino acids.
CACACCCUAAUUUUCAACCAACUUCACACUUUCUAGGCUGCAGUUUCUCAGGCCUGCGUCUAAGGCAUCAUCGCAAUGCCAUCAAAUCUCCUUACACCUUUUCUUGAGCUGAAUGAUGAAUUUUGCAAGACUUUUCAGAGUCUAGAAGUGCAGGAUGGGUCACAGCACGCCAUUGGUUUCCAGCGCAGACAUUCCCUGUGCCCGGUCACACUUCCCAACUCUAAAUUCAACAUCGGAGGAGGAGUCAUAGACCCUACAGAUGACCUCUGGUCUCUCACGACCAUUAGCAACCAGCCAUGGAGCCGGGAGCAGCUGCCACGCUCUGCUCUACAGCGUAUCCCAUUUUGGGCUGACCGCUCCGUGAGUAUGAUUGAAGGACACAUGAGUAGCGAGUCCACCCUACCACCUCCACCAGGCCUGAGUGCCUCGCCACCAGGCCUGAGCAUCUCUCCACCCUCCCCAAGAGUGACACCGGUGCCUGCCGUGUCUGCACGCUACAAAACCGAACUCUGCCGUACCUAUGAGGAGAGUGGCGCAUGCAAGUAUGGUGCCAAGUGCCAGUUUGCACAUGGUGCAGAGGAGCUGCGAGGUCUGAAUAGGCACCCCAAGUACAAAACCGAGCCGUGCCGCACCUUCCACACUGUGGGCUUUUGUCCAUAUGGUGCACGCUGUCACUUCAUCCACAACGCAGAUGAGCAGCAGCAACAGCGGCAGGCCACGAGUACCACCAGGGAGCGUCCACGCCUGUUGCGGCAGAGUGUCAGCUUUGCUGGUUUUUCUUCCCGAGCCACCAUGGCCGCUUUCCAGGCCAUGCCAGACCCGCUGGCUUUCACCAGAGCGGCUUCUGUGUCUCCUCCACCAUUGUCUUCCUUUUCAUGCAGCCCUGACCUCUCUUCUCCACCACUGCUGCCAGAGCAUGGAGCCUUGAAGCAUGGCUUCGGGUUCACAGCAGAUAUUGCGCUCAGUGAUCAGAUUGCAGCUCUGCAGCGCAGCAUGUCUGCAGACUCACUCUCUGAUCAUGAUGGCUACUCAAGCUCCGGGAGCCUAAGUGGCUGCGACUCUCCUGGUGUAGAAGGAUGCAGGCGCCUGCCCAUCUUCAGCCGCCUGUCUGUCUCAGACGAUUAAUUAACGAUAUGUGCAUAUUGCAUAUUCAAUUUGAUUUGUAAUAGAUUUUUUUAAACUUCCUUAUCUGAUGCAUCAAAAGUUUACACAGAAAAGUCCAUAGUUUUGAAUUAACACCUUUGACCAUCGCACAUUAUUUCAAAGAAAAACCUGGAAUUCAUGUCAUGCUAUCGCACAUGAAUAUAGAGUUCAUUUAUUACCAUGUGACCUGAUCUGAACCAUAAGGGUGUUAAUCUAACACUGGCUUUUUGCUGUGUGCCAAUGUAUACUGUUGUAUACCAGUUGAAACUGUACUGGGUAUUUCACUCAAGAUUCACACACUUUUGGGUUUCCUAGAUGCCAGGAAAAGUUCUGAGAACCUUUCUGUACCUGUUAUGUUUAGAAAGUGUAAAGAACUAAGCAAUAAGCAUGUUCCACUACAUGCACACAUCUGUGGUUUAACCAAAGCUGAGCAACUUUAGUCUAUAUUUAGCCAUAGGCCGACCCCUAACCUUGAACCCAGACGUGUACUGUAAACAAAGUGUAGCCUUUAGUGAAGGCAUUUUAUAAAUUGAUAGUUUUACAGAGUAGUUUGAACUAGUUUCUUGUCUAAGAUUCUAUUUAUUGCCCAUUUUAUACUUUUGUGUUUGCAUUUUGAUAUUUUUAUGCAUUGUUUCAUAGUGAACACAUCUCUUGAGUUUGCUUUGUUUGAGUUAUUUCCCAGCUUUAAGUGAGACCAGCAGUACAGACUCUGAAUGUAGAAAUCUCAGGAUCAUCAGUGAUAAAACUCCACCACUUUUCUUUUAUUAUGCUUCUCUUAUGCUCACAGAGAUCAGUAUUUGGGCUCAAUCAUUACAAACAAGUGUGAGUGUGUACAUGUGUGUAAGUGGCAGUGUGACAAUGUAUCAGGAAAAAGUGUUCCACCAUCUUAGUCUCUUGCACUGUCAAUCUGUAUUCUAGAGACAAAAGAUGUAAUGUUCUUUGCAAUAUAUACAUGUAGGAGAAAAGUGGAUUUUCUGACUUUGAAUAAAAGCUUACAAUGUAGUCAAUCCUUUUUAAAAAGAAAA